AUGGAGAAACUAGGGAAAAGAGUUACGCCCACGAAUGAGAAGGUUAGUAACAACAUACCUGAUGAUCUUGCUUUGAGUAUUCUAUUGAAAUUGCCUAUGAAAUCUUUGAAUCGAUUUAGGUGUGUACACAAAUCUUGGUCAAAUUUACUUGAGAACCCUCAAUUCAUGAGAAUGUAUUACCAGAAUUUCAUAUCUAAAGAUGAUGAUCAAGUUCUCUUGGUAAAUGAUAACAAUUUGUUCAUGCUUUCGGGUGAGAGGUAUGAGAAGAAGGUUAAAUUAGAUUGGCCAAUGCCAUUCUUAGAGGGCAACAACUAUAUUUCAAUUUUUGGUCCUUGUAUUAAUGGUACAAUUUGUCUCCUUCAAGGCAAUUACUUCACACAAAAUAUUAUAUUGUGGAACCCUACGAUUGAGGAAUUCAAGGUUAUUCCUUCUGGUCUUAUCCAUAGUCCCGGUAUAGAUUUUAUUACAAUAGUUAAUGGGUUUGGUUAUGAUCACUUGGGUGAUGAUUAUAAGUUGAUUCGAUAUGUAAUUGGUUGCAAAUCCAAUGUAUUUGAACCUAUCAUGGAACAAGAGAAUCAAGUGAAUAUUCCAAAAUCUUGUUGGCAGAUUUAUAACUAG
Molecule: messenger RNA, 618 nt
Organism: Gastrolobium bilobum
Lineage: Eukaryota; Viridiplantae; Streptophyta; Magnoliopsida; Fabales; Fabaceae
Product: putative F-box protein At3g16210
Exons: 1
Coding region: 1-618 (205 amino acids)
Molecular function (GO): protein binding
Source: RefSeq, a predicted model, not a curated record